Gopherus evgoodei (Goodes thornscrub tortoise) is the source of this 2651-nucleotide messenger RNA. It is a transcript of the gene PRORP, whose product is annotated as protein only RNase P catalytic subunit. The transcript is spliced from 8 exons. The record is from RefSeq and is a predicted model, not a curated record. Gene Ontology annotation, biological process: mitochondrial tRNA 5'-end processing; tRNA 5'-leader removal. Bases 869 to 2629 code for a protein of 586 amino acids. Gene Ontology annotation, cellular component: mitochondrial ribonuclease P complex; mitochondrion. Gene Ontology annotation, molecular function: ribonuclease P activity; protein binding. Lineage: Eukaryota; Metazoa; Chordata; Testudines; Testudinidae.
GUAGUUUUCAGUGUGCGGGCGGUAGUCAGCGGGAAGGGGGCACGUGAGGUGUGCGCUGUGCUUCAGUGCGCUGCACCGAACCCCCGCCUCGUCUCCGCGACCCCGGCCGGCCGCUGGUGGCUCCAACGGGCUCCCUGGGAUACCACUGAGUCCAAAGGAGGCCCCUGCCUGUGCUCCGGCUCUGAAUGAGCCGGCCCAGCUUCUGCGGCGGAGUCUUAGCCCCGCAGCUCAUCGCAGCGUCUCUGAGCGGCCCAGGGGGCACGUCCCGACUGGCAGCGAUUGUCUUCCAGGUCUGCGGAGAGGACGUGGCCGUUGCACUAUUGCUAUAGAGCUAGGCCCAAGCACUCAGACAUCACUAGUCAGGCCCAGAUACCGUGAGAUUGAAAACGUGGAGAGUUGCUGGAGUUAGUUAUACCUGUGAUUGUCUUCAGGUGCCCAGGCGUCACGUUUUCCAGGUAAUUUCCUGACCUGAUCUGGAUUAAAGCAGCAGAGCAACUCUUAGUUCUUAGGAAGUUCACAAAACUUCUCCCCAUUUUUAUAGCAUAUAUUUAUGAUAAACCUUAAACAGCCUCAGAGGUUGGGCAGGCACAAUAAAGUACAGAACCGUCAAGCCUCGUUCCUGGGAAGAGAGAUGCUCCCUCACCGUUUGUACUAGUAGUUUGGUAGUUUGAAAUAUUUCUUCUUUUAGUGAUGAAGGAUUUUGCAAUUUUUGUUUUAACAAGAGUCUUAAAAGCUCUCUUGUGAUCUUUAUUCAAAAACUUUCACAGCUUGACACCCCUUAAGAGUUUUACUAUAAACUUCCUCACAAACUUCACUUCCCACUAGAUCUCUCUUGUGGAGUGUUCCCAGUAUAUUCAUCCUCCUCAUCAUGGCUUUUUUCCAUCCCACUAGCUUUUCGGGUUUGCAGACUUUGGGGAAAUACCCCAUGUUUUGGCCUGUUCCAAGGUGCCAACAGCUGUUUGCUGUCCUCCGUCUCCUGAACAGGAAACAUGUUAAAUGUUUCCCUUUUACUACCACUUCUCAAUCUGCAAUACCAAUGGAUCCCAAAGCAACUCAUAUGCUGUCUACUGAGACCAAAUCUAAAGGUAGAGAUGGAGAGGAAAAGGAAGGCAGGGCCAGAGGAGACACCUCUUCUCCUCAUCCUUUUUCCCUGUUCUCUGCUGGAGCUGCCAAGAGGAGAUCAAAGAACCAAGAGGAACUGCUCAUGAUAUCUAAAAAGAAUGGUAUCUGCCCCCCAGAAAAACCUUUGUGUGUGGCGGAAUGGGAAGAGCUGAAGGGAGAAUUUAAGGGAAGUAGCAAGUUUGAAGAUGUAAUGCUAGAGCAGAUGAUCAACUGCAACAGCUCCAUAGAUGUGGCCAAAUCUUUGCUGUCUAUGGUGGCAAUGAGAAAAGGUGACAUCAGUUAUAAUUUAUUGGUCAAGUACCUGGCUCUGUGUGUCCGGCAGGAGCAGAUGGCAGAAGUUUAUGAUGUCUAUGAUAUAAUGAAAGUCAGAUUUAAGACUUUAGAAACUGGGGCUUACAGCCUUCUAAUCAAGGGUCUGAGUGGUUCCAAUCGGUGGAGAGAGACCUUAUUGCUACUGCAAGAGAUAAAAAAAGUCAUGACCCCGUCAAAAGGGAAUUAUGGAGAUUGUAUCAAAGGAGCCCUAAAUAACCAAGAAAUAAACUUGGCAUGUGAACUGUAUCACGAAAUGCUGGCUAAGGAUUUGAUACCAAACUUGGAUACGCUGCAGGUCUUUUUUGAUACUGGCAAAUGCAUGAAGGACGAUCAGUUAAAAAGUGAACUCUUAGGAAUCCUCUUGUAUCUGAGAGAAAAUCAGCUAUAUCCUGGAGAAGCUCUUAUGCAGAGCAUAAAGUUAUGGUUUGAAAGCAUUCCAGGAGAGAAAUGGGAAGGACACUUAACUGCCAUUAAAAAUAGCGGAAAAUGUCCAGUUUGUAACCAAAAUCUGGAAGCUAUUCAUCUGAGCCAAGAAGAGUACAAUGCACUCAAGGAAAAAAUAAUAAAAGAUGUAAUCCAGGGAACUGAUACAUUCAGGAAGACGAGUCCUCAGGAACUUGAAGAAUUUCAAAACUUUGUGGAAAAUCAUCCUCCGUAUGAUAUUGUGAUAGAUGGACUCAAUGUUGCCAAUGUUUCUAACAGAAGGAACCAGUCUCAAACUCUUUGUGAUGUUGUCUUCCACCUGGCACAGCAGAAUCUGCGGUUGCUCGUGCUGGGCCGCAAACACAUGCUGACUGGGUCUUAUAGCUGGAAAAGGCACAUUGUGGCUGCUAUGCAGAAGAAAGCAGACUUCUUCUUUGCUGAAAAUGUGUCAGAAGAUGACCCCUUCCUAUUAUAUGCCACUCUUCACUCAGGAAAUCAUUGUAAGUUUCUUACUAGAGACCUCCUGCGAGAUCACAAGGCUUGUCUUCCCGACAAUCUUACUCGGCAUCUGUUCUUUAAGUGGCAGCGUGGACACCAAAUGGUGCUUUCCCACUACUGGCCAGGAAAGAGAAUAGAAUUUCAGCCUGUUCUCACUUACGACACCGUGGUACAGACUACUGGUGACACUUGGCAUAUUCCCUAUGAUGAACAGCUGGUGGAAAGAUAUUCCUAUGAAGUGCCAACAAAAUGGCUUUGCCUUCAACGGAAAUAAUAAAGAAUGCAGUUUUACAAAC